UUCUGCAGUUCUACUUCCACCGCGCUAUAGAGGCCUAUCGCUCCGGCCGUAACCGUGAUUUCCGCCAGUUCCGCGACAUCAUGCAAGCGCUGCUCGUGCGGCCCCUGGACAGGGAGCCGGAGAUGGCCCAGAUGCUCCGGAUAAUGCAGCUGCUGUCUCGGGUCGAGGAGGGCGAGAACCUCGGGAAGCGCCGUGACCCCCCAACAAAAGUGUGGAUGCCAAUUCUUAUAGAUUGCACCUUCGACAAGGAGUCAGAGCUGACCCCACUGGAGUCGGCCAUGCUCGUCCUGGACUUCAUCCGUGAGGAAUUCUCUGUGGCCGACAGGACGAUGGAGGCUGUGCAGAAAAUGGUGAAGGAAGCUGCUGUGGUUGUUUGUAUCAGAAACAAGGAGUUUGAAAAAGCUUCCGAUAUCGUCAAGAAGCACAUAGGGAAGGAGCCCAGAAACCAAAAGAAGAGGAAUGAGUGGCUGGCUGUCAUCCGGGAGAAGAACCCCUCUCAUCCAAAGGUCAAAAACUUCUCCUACGAGGACUUCCAGCAGAGCAUCUUUGAGUUCCUGAAGGGCUACGUGGACGACUCGGAGCCAGCGCUGCUGACGUUACUGAAAAGGACCUUGAAUUCAGAACACGCUGACAAAGCAAGAUCCUCACUAGGGACUUGUGAGUUUGCAGAUGGGCUGAAGGACCAGGCAGCAGCUCCGGAGGCCACAGGAAGGGCAGAGGGCCCAGCCAGAGCUCCAGAGGCCUUGGGAAGGGCAGAGGGCCCAGCCGGAGCUCCAGAGGCCUUGGGAAGGGCAGAGGGCCCAGCCAGAGCUCCAGAGGCCUCAGGAAGGGCAGAGGGCCCAGCCAGAGCUCCUGAGCUUGCAAGGGCAACAGAAGACCUGGAGGGAGCUGCCAGGCCUGCAGAAAGGGCAGCUGAUCCCACGGCAGCUCCAGAGAUGGUGGCAGAAGCCAAUGGCCCAGCAGCAACUGUGGAACCUAUGGAAGUAGUCAGUGACCCAGCAGCAACACCUGAACAUUUAACAGCAGCAUAUGACAUCCUGCAGGGCACUCCAGAGCCUAUGGAAAUAGCUAAAGAACCAGCAGCAGCAACCCCAGAACUCCCCAGAGUGUCCACCAGGGAAUCACAAAGGCAGCCCCCCGGAGCUGUAACCUCGUACGGCAUUUCUGUUCUGAGAGAAGCUUUCAAGAUCCUGUCGGACUCCAGGGACUCGGACACCCUUUUCACCAAACUGGAUGAAACAGACUUGCCUUCCCCCAAGCAACUGUCUCCUUCUGUAUCCCACAGAACCAAGAGAUGCAGAGAAGCGGAGAAUCAAGCUUCUGAGACCUCAGAGCCUCCUGAAAUACCCCAUAAGAUCAAAAACUUGUUCAGCAUAAGCAAUCUGAUCGUGGAUUUGGACGGCUCAUCCAGCAAGUCGAGCGAGUGCCCCGACUCCUCCCAGGAGCACGUGGUCUCUUCCGCUUCCAAACCUGCUCUGAAAUUGCCUGAUGAGCCCUUGUCUGCCCCGAGUGAGAAGUCCAUCCAAGCAAGGUGGAACAGCUCCUGUGGCACGGAGGAGAAGGACAGCUGGAGUGACGAGGAUGAGCUUUUUGCAAAUGCAGCAUUACUUGAGAAAAGCAAUGUCUCCAAGAACUCCAGCUCCAAGAAACAGAAAUGGACCAUGCAGGAGAGCGAGUGGAUCAAGGAAGGGGUGAAGAAGUACGGAGAAGGGAGGUGGAAAGCCAUUUGCCUCAAGUACCCCUUCGAGAACCGCACCCCAGUGAUGAUCAAGGACCGCUGGCGGACCAUGAAGAAACUGGGAAUCCUCUGAAGUUGGGAGCCACGGGAGAUCC
Messenger RNA from Cyanistes caeruleus (blue tit), 1833 nucleotides. NCBI's taxonomy places the organism in Eukaryota, Metazoa, Chordata, Aves, Passeriformes, Paridae. The record is from RefSeq and is a predicted model, not a curated record.